This is a messenger RNA of Malus domestica (apple), 896 nucleotides long. Its product is annotated as probable WRKY transcription factor 75. Lineage: Eukaryota; Viridiplantae; Streptophyta; Magnoliopsida; Rosales; Rosaceae. Gene Ontology annotation, molecular function: DNA-binding transcription factor activity; sequence-specific DNA binding. The record is from RefSeq and is a predicted model, not a curated record. Gene Ontology annotation, biological process: regulation of DNA-templated transcription.
UUUUGGCUAGCUACAUCAACCCUAGAUACCCAUCAUGGAGAAGUAUCAAAUGUUCUUUCCUUGCUCCUCAUCAGCUAAUUAUCCAAACCCUAACUCCACAAAUACAGAUCAUCAUCAUAUGGGAAGCUCUCACGUUUACACGAAUAACUUUGAUGGGCGUGUUGAUCAAACUUCAGAUGGGUUGUUGCGCUUGAGUUCGACGACGAAAACGGAAGACAACGUUGGAUCAUCGUCAGGUGAAGUAUUAGUUCAUAAAGAUGGUCAUCCGUACCAACAAUAUUAUCAGCAGUAUUAUCCGAGUGCAAAUGCAAGCAUGAAUAAUAUUGUUGUUGGAGGUGAUCAGAGCAGCGUCGAUCCUCAUCGGGCCAAUAAUAAUUAUUCAGAGAAAAAGAAGAAGGGGGAGAAGAAGAUGAAGAAGCCAAAAUAUGCUUUUCAAACAAGAAGUCAGGUCGAUGUACUUGACGAUGGCUAUCGGUGGAGAAAAUACGGUCAAAAAGCUGUGAAAGCCAACAAGUUUCCCAGAAGCUACUACCGAUGCACGUAUCAAGGGUGCAAUGUUAAAAAACAAGUCCAACGCCUAAACAAGGACGAAGGCAUUGUGGUGACUACUUACGAAGGAAUGCACACCCAUCCCAUCGACAAGCCAUCUGAUAAUUUUGAACAUAUCUUGAGUCAGAUGCAAAUUUACACCCACAUCUGAAAUUAUAAUUAAGUAUUCAUUCAUUCAGUUUACAUAAUUUCCGUAUAUAUAUUUAUAGAAAUAUCCAAGUAAUGUGCUUGCUUGCUUUUGUAAAAGAAAUUGCACUCAUCAAUAUUAUUAUGGAGUUUUGUGCUAUAUAUAUCUUAAUUGACUAGGCGGUGGCCAGUGGAUUUAUUGACUGGUUUUGCUAUGCUAA